CCUGGGCGCAGGUGACACACGCCAGGUCCGAGUUUCUGAUCCCGGGGAGGGCGACACACAGCCGCCCCGGGGCCAAGGGAGCAGGCAGCGAUGGCACAGGAGCUGAGCCAGGAGGCACUCCUGGACUUUCUGUGCCAAGCAGGGGGCCGGGUGACCAACGCCGCAUUGCUGGGUCACUUCAAGAGCUUCUUGCGGGACCCCGCGGUGCCCCCAGGCCAGCAGCAGCGUCGCCGCGAGCUCUUCAAAGGCUUCGUCAACUCGGUGGCCGCAGUGCGCCAGGACCCCGACGGCACCAAGUUCGUGGUGCUCAAGAGAAGGUACCGGGACCUGCUGGGGGAGGAGGGCCUGCAGCGCCCCGCCACCGUCGUCCCUGCAGAGGCACCGCAGCGGAGUCGCCGGCGGCGCGACCCGGUGCCGGAGGAGCUGCCAGCAGGUGCUGCAGCCCGGCCGGAGGACGCAGGUGGCAAUGGAGAAGUGGCCGGGACACACCGCGGGGCCAGGGACAGCCCAGGAGGGAGGACUCCGGGGACCGCGGUGGCCGCUCAGGCGCCAGCAAGGUGCGCGGCGAUGGAGACGCGGGGCCACUGCUGCUGGGAAUGCCAGCAGAAUGGCUGGGGACAGCCGCUGCCCCGAGCUCCAGCCGACCCUGCGGCCGCCGGGGAGGAGCCGGAGCGCGCUCGGCCUACGCGGGAUGACCUCGGGACUCCCCGGAGGCCGCGGGAAGGCGCGCCGGCCGAGCGCGCGCGGGUACCUGCAACGCCAGUCUUGCCUCCCGCCAACGUCGAGGCUGCUGGGAGCCUGACGUCCCCGCCCGUUCCCCGGCCCCGCCCCGCUCCCUCCGGAGAGCAGCCGGAGCUGUUUACCGCCGGCUCCCUGAACCAUUCAACCCAGCACCUGCAGCAGCAACGCACUCGAGAGUGGGUGGCUAGAUGCCCGCAGAUGUCCGAGGCCCGGGACCGGGGGCCCACUCGGGUCUGGUCAGUGCUGCCAGAAAACUUCCUCCAGUUAACCUCGGAAACCCGCCUCCGGGCCUCAGAGACUAACUCAGCUCUGCCUGAGCCCCCUCUUUCCUCUCAUUCCCUCUUGCCCGCGGUUCCUGAUGAGUCCUCGGAGCCCUGGCCCAGGAACCCUCCACCCACUAUCUUUCGUAGCAUUCGUAGUCAGCUGUCCCUCCAGGAUCUGGAUGACUUUGUGGACCAAGAAAGCCACGGCAGCGAGGAGAGCAGCAGUGGGCCCAAAGAGUCCCCGGGGGGUUCUGAAGAGGGGCUGCAGGUUAUCUUGAGAGGCCCGGGGAGGGGAGAGUUCAGGAGUCCAGCCCCGGGCCUGUCUGCGUUUCCAAAAGACCGCGGCUCCAGCCGCAACCCUCAGGGCCUCAAGAACAGAGAGGAUGGACCCAGUUCUGGGCAGGUCCCAACAGGGGCUAAAGGGCUUGGAGACCUCCCCCAGGAGCCUUCGCCCUGGCCAGCCCCCAAGUUGCGGAGGUCGGUCCGGAGGAACUCUCGGGCAAGGAGAGUCAAGUCGUCCUCCUCUGACGAGGAGCAUCUCAGUGAAGACUUGCUGAAAAGGAGCCGGCGCCCACCUAGGUCCAGGAAACCUUCCAGGGCGGGAGCCCUGCCCAGCCCAAGGGUGGAUGAGGCUUUGACACAGAAACUGGCAGACGUCAGGGCUGUUGUGGCCAGGCGAGGUCAGCCACACAGCUUGUGGGUCCCCAGCAGGGAUGAGUCUACAAUCGUGGUACCCCAUAGAUCUGAGCACAGGUCUCCCCUGGUCCCCCUAGAUGCCAGGGAGCAUGAGUGGAUUGUGAGGCUUGCCAGUGGCUCCUGGACUGCCGUACUGACUUUGUUUUGGGAGGACCCUCAGCUGGCUUUGCACAGAGACUUCCUGACAGGGUACACAGCUUUGCACUGGAUAGCCAAGCAUGGCGAUCUGGGGGCCCUUCAGAACUUGGUCUCUGGAGCCCAGAAGGCAGGGAUUGCCCUUGAUGUAAAUGUGAGAUCCAGUUGUGGCUAUACCCCGCUGCACCUCGCAGCUAUUCAUGGCCAUCAGAGAGUCAUCAAAUUGCUAGUGCAAAGGUUGGCCUCUCGGGUGACUGUACGGGACUGCAGUGGGAAGAGACCAUGGCAAUAUCUGAGCAGUAAUACCUCUGGGGAGAUAUGGCAGCUCUUGGGAGCACCUCGGGGCAAGCCCAUUUUCCCUGUAUAUCCCCUAGUCCAAAGUUCUUCCCCAACUAGGAAGGUCAAGAGCAAGGAAGUGUCUAGAAAUGUCACCCGGAAGACUUCCUUGGCUGCAUUACUCAAAAAUCAGCACAACAAAUGGAAGUUGGCCAACCAGUAUGAGAAAUUCCAUGCCCCAAGGGAAAGAGAAGAAUAUAGUGACUGAGUGGGCCCCCUCUGCCCCUUAUCUUUGAACUUAGUGAGAGAACCUAGGGGCAAAUAAAAACUUCUAGGAGCUGCAAAGAGAGAGGGUGGGUGAAAUGACUUCUCCACAUUUCAGUGGACCCUGGCAUCUCAGCUUCUUGAAGGCUCCUGUGUUUGGGCUGGGAAACAGACAGGAGGCAGAGCCAGCACUCAAACCCUAGGAAAUUCCUCCUCCUGAGCCAGCCCAGGUCUGGGUAUUGUCAGCCUCUACAUUGUUUCUGAGGCAAUAAUGCCAGGCCUUGGCUAGAGGUGGAACAGAUGUGUCACAAAAAGGGAGGCAAUUCGAGGAACUGACAAAGCCCAAAGUCUCUGGCUGGAAGCUCUCUGGCUUCUGUUCAUCUGGAAAAAUCUUGGCUGAGUGGAAAGCAGCAGGUUUGAAGUCAGAUGGCUUUCCCUCUAUUUCUUUAUGUGCCUUUUGGCAUUCACAUCAGUGAAACCAGAUUAUUACUGGAAAGUGGAGAAUUUAAGAGAUUCCUCAGUCCUGUGCCCCAGUAUUCCCCUGAAUCCGACGGGUAAGUGUGAACUGGUGACUGAUUUCUCUGGGCAGCAGCCACUGCUCAAAGAAGCAGCAGGGUGAGAGUCAGGUAUGACCUUGACUCCACUCCUUAGAGAAAUGACUGCCAUUCAGGACCGCUUUUUUUGGUCUCAACCCAAAGGGAGCUUCCCAGGUGGAAAAAUGGUGUGGUUCAUUCCUCAGUGACUGAAGCCUUUCAGGGAAGCUCUCUGUGUACCAAGCAGGCUUAUCCUUAGUAACUGUUUGGAAAUGUCAAGGUUGGUAUUCAGGAAAAGAGAAACUAGUUGACUCUGGGGAAGCGGGAAGGGUUAACCCAUCAGAACGUUGCUAAGCUGCUAAAUAUAACUUUAUUUGCACUAAACUUCUUGCCAAUUAAGAUUAAAUAUUAGCCUGAAAGUACUGUAUGUCUAACAGGAAGUGCUCCUUUCAGAUGCUUAGGAAGACUAAUCAGUCAGGGACCUUGGAAUGAGACAGUGACUACUCGUAAACUCUGGCAGAAUACGAGAUUCACUGACUGUAAAUUCAAAGGGCUGAGAAGUUAAAUGUUUAAGAAGAAAUUAAUUUUUAUGGAAAUAUUUUCAUGUAUAGUGGCAAUGAUGCAUUUUUAAAGUAUUUUGUGUUUCUUGUUAUUUCCCUGCAUUAAAAGACCAGUGGAUCUUUAUAAUUUA
Messenger RNA from Nannospalax galili (Upper Galilee mountains blind mole rat), 3599 nucleotides. It is a transcript of the gene Sowahb, whose product is annotated as sosondowah ankyrin repeat domain family member B. The record is from RefSeq and is a predicted model, not a curated record. NCBI's taxonomy places the organism in Eukaryota, Metazoa, Chordata, Mammalia, Rodentia, Spalacidae. The transcript has a single exon. The coding region runs from base 91 to 2379 and encodes 762 amino acids. Gene Ontology annotation, molecular function: protein binding.